Messenger RNA from Trichogramma pretiosum, 3906 nucleotides. RefSeq names its product zinc transporter foi. The record is from RefSeq and is a predicted model, not a curated record. Lineage: Eukaryota; Metazoa; Arthropoda; Insecta; Hymenoptera; Trichogrammatidae. The transcript has 11 exons. Gene Ontology annotation, cellular component: membrane. Gene Ontology annotation, molecular function: zinc ion transmembrane transporter activity. Gene Ontology annotation, biological process: intracellular zinc ion homeostasis; zinc ion import across plasma membrane. The coding region runs from base 1038 to 3287 and encodes 749 amino acids.
GACAGCAGUUAUAGUUUAGUCGUCGGACGACAAAGAGCCAAAGUCGUCGCGGCGUUCGUGCUUUCUGCUGCUCUCUCUCUCUCUCUCUCCCUCUGCGCGUCUCAUUACAAUACCUACACUAGCGUAUCUUUUCUCUCUGUCUUCGUUAUACAUCGGACAAGUAGAAAGGAGCAAUAGAGACACAAGACUGUGCUAUAGACAGGCGCACGCGACUAUUGUGCAUAUAUACGUGUGUGUCCAUGUAUACAUGUGUGUGUGUGAGAGUUUCUUCGCUACUACUAUUUACUGCUUGUGCUACUGCUGCUGCUGCUGCUAAGAGAGCCUGCGUUACGUGUUGCGCCGUCGCCGCCGCCGACGACGACGACGACAUCGACAACCACGGCCACGACUGCUGCAGAUGCGCUUUUAUUUAUCAACACACGUAUACGUCGAAGAGACGAGAUGAGACGCGAUAACGACCCGACGUUAUCGUAACACCCGACGCACUCGGAGGACUAAAAAAGUCGAGCGCAUCCACGUUAUCAGCCUCCAGUCGCGCUGAAUCUACCCUUUAUUUCGUUUGUUUUCUUCUCCUUUUGUUUGUUUUUUCCGUUGCACGGGCCGUCGAUGCAGACGAGGAAAGCGACAGUUUUGCAGCACGAGGCAUCAAGAAAAAACAUUUAUACAUGACACGCUUUUGCACGAGAUGCUGCUGGAUGAUCAUUGAGGUUAUGGAGCGAUCUCGACCUGAAUCAUCAGCAUCAUCAUCAUCAUCAGCAGCAGAAAAAGUAGCAGUAGUAAUUCCCGGGAGAAGGACAAUCCUACCGAGCCCAGAACUGUAUAAUAAGUGCUGCUGAAAUAAUACUGCUAUAAUGGUCCGACCUCGUUAAUUAGCUUUCCAAAAAAAGCUCAUCGAACAGACAAUUUGAGAUUCCGGAGUUGAGUUAAGCUCCUACAGAAAAUACAGUGAAGAUUUUCCCGAAUUUUUCUCAUUUUAUCACGUACUCUUUGCCCAUGAGCGAAAAUUAUCAUUAUUAACUGGAAAGGUCAAUCUAACGAUGGCUAAUUUCGUUGCCGUAUGCGUGUUCUGCGUCCUAAGCGCGGGUCAUUUACCUUGCUUCGCGCACAAUGAAUUUUUAACGGUUCAAGCGGCUGCAGCGGCCAAAGAUGGCGACGGCGACGUUAAAUUUUACACGAAAUUACCGGCAUCGCUGAAAAUGUCGAGCGAGUACUAUAACAAUGACGAGUACGAGAGAAUGGACGAAGGAAAACACAGCGACGACGAAGACGAGCGUCGGCAGCCUGUCGCACGACAGAGCGACGCAGACGACGAUAAAGUGCCUGAAACGAACAAUAAUGAUAGCCAAGACGUCGACGACUCGUACGAGACGACGAGACGGCAGCAAUUAGCUGCAGCGAGAUCGAAGCGAAGCGUUGAUUUAGACGAUAAGUUCUUUACCAAAAAAUUAUUCGAGCAAUACGGGGACGGAGAGAAUAUGACUAUUGAGGGCUUCGAGAGGCUCUUGGAGCAAUUGGGAUUGUUUCAAAAACAGAUCCAACAGCAGCAUCAGCAUGUCCACUCGCAUGCACAUUCCCACACGCACGAGCCUGCGACUGGUACCAAUGAAAGGCCGAGCAUCGACACCAAUCAAUCGAGUAGCCGAUUAGCGCACGCCAAGGAAGCGAGCAGCAAAAAUGGACUGGAAGCUGCACACAAGCACACGAGCGAAAAAUCCAGGUGUCUAAGCAGUAGUGAACUGUUGAACGCCUUAUCGGACGGUCAAUACGACUCCGUGAGCAGCAGUAGCAGCAACAACAGCAAUAACAACGCUACCGAUCUUCCAACACCUCUGCCGCUCGGCCUCUUCGAGAAAGCCUGUCCGGCGCUGGUCUAUCAAUUGGCCCACCCGAAGCGCAAUUCCGCGAGCUGCAUCAGUCUGGUGGAUGAGGAGGAUACGCACCUGGAGGACAAUCACACCCUAGACAUGGCCGACCAAGAGCUUCUGAUGCCCGCGACUCGUAAUAUGUUUCACGUAUGGGUUUAUUCCACCGUGAGCAUACUGAUAAUAAGCCUGUGCGGACUGCUCGGGGUCGCCGUCAUACCCGUCAUGGGCAAGAGUUACUAUCAGCAGCUGAUCCAAUUUCUGGUCGCGCUCGCCGUCGGCACCUUGUGCGGCGAUGCCUUCAUUCAUCUCAUACCCCACGCAAUGAUGGGGGCUCACACCCACGCUGAUGACAAGGACAGCGAGCACAACGCCAAUAUAUGGAAGGGUUUUGCCGGUAUGCUGCUUUUGAUUGUGUUUUUCAUAACUGAGAGGACGUUAAACAUGAUCGCCGAGUGGCGCAAAUACGCACAAAGCCGAAGCCAAAUGCCAGCGCGAGUGAAAGCCAUGAUGGAAGCCGACGGUGGCGAAAACAACGUCGUCGGAGAAAAAUUGUGCAAACACAAAUACUCGACGUAUCCCUACUGUUACGGAGAAAUUGCUACGGAAACGCAAGAUAAUUUACAUCAGCACAAUCACCACGAGAGACCGCAAAUAAUCGACGAAGAGAAACCCCUUACGUGCAAUUCGACCAAUUGCGUUGCCGUAACGAACAGGAUACCCACGACUAUGCACAACGAAAUCGAGAAAAAGGCCAAUAACGAGGAGUGGAAGAUGAACGAAACUGUAAUUAAUAAUACGAAAAAGCCCGUCGAUGGCUCGGACGUACCAUUGAACGACACUGAGAGUUACGCUGUGAUUAUGCAUGAUCACGACGUUAAGCAUCACGGUCACGGACACUCGCACAGUCAUCACGAUCACUUGUCGCCGGACUCGAUGUCCAGUGUCGCAUGGAUGGUUAUCAUGGGCGACGGGCUGCACAAUUUUACCGACGGCAUGGCUAUUGGGGCGGCUUUCACUGCGAGUAUUGCCGGUGGCUUUUCCACUACCAUUGCUGUCUUUUGCCACGAAUUGCCUCAUGAAAUGGGUGACUUCGCGGUCUUACUUAAAGCAGGGAUGAGUGCCAAACAAGCGAUAUUUUAUAAUUUAUUGUCUUCGGUACUUUGUUUGUUUGGCAUGGUAUUUGGAGUUAAUUUUGGCUCUACACCCGAAGCUUAUAGUUGGAUGUUUAUGGCUACAGCCGGUAUAUUUUUCUAUAUUGGUCUUGUAGAUAUGAUGCAAGAAUUACCCUCAAACCUAUCAAUUAAACACGGUGCUCUAAAGCAGUAUUCUUUACAAACUGCGGGAUUGUUGACUGGUUGUGGAAUAAUGUUGAUCAUUGCAUUAUACGAGAAUGAUCUUGAAAAUUUAUUUACCAGAAGCUAAAGUCAAGAAGAGACUCAGUGAGUUUGACUUAUUACCAAAGUGCACAAGAAGUCUGGUGUACAAGUCAAAUUACCGAUAACGUUCGACGAUGCUCUUGCGUCAAUUAAAAGCCUAAAAGAGUUCAAUUACAACUCAAUUUUGAAUUGUAAGAUCGAAUUUUUCAUUUUGUCGAGUUGAAUGACAAAAUACGUGUUUAAAUAAUAAAUGUGUCAUUCAAUCGUCAGGUAAUAUACAUAUAAAUUUAAGUCAAAUAUUUAUGUAAUUUAUAAUUAACAUUAUAAGUAAGCGUAUGUGAUUGUACUCGAAUUCGUUGUGUACAGAACGAUCGAUGUACUUUAAAUGAUUGAAUGAAAUUUUCAUGUACAAAGUUAUUUAAGCAGCAGUUUGCGAUUUAAGUUUUCCUCCAUGAAUCCAUUUUGGAGUAAAAGGAGUUUUGGUGUUCGACAACUAUUCUUAAAAUCGAUUGUUAGCGAUUUACGAAACAUAGCUUUUUGCUAAUGAAAACUUUGAAAGGGAACACGUUGAUUCGAAUUUAAUUGAUGGAUGUUUUAUUUUUUGUUCAUUAUUGAUAAUUGCAUUGUUAUCAAUUUUUACAUUUCAAGGUCGAUCAUACGUUAUU